Molecule: messenger RNA, 3840 nt
Organism: Contarinia nasturtii (swede midge)
Lineage: Eukaryota; Metazoa; Arthropoda; Insecta; Diptera; Cecidomyiidae
Product: protein piwi-like
Exons: 13
Coding region: 401-2917 (838 amino acids)
Biological process (GO): regulatory ncRNA-mediated gene silencing
Cellular component (GO): P granule
Molecular function (GO): piRNA binding; protein binding
Source: RefSeq, a predicted model, not a curated record
UCAUUACGAAUAGCAGCGCCACUGUGACAUUUGGGAAUGUAAAUAUAUAUAUAACAUAUACAAUAGUAGUCGAACGUGAAACAACGCACAAGUUUUCAUUCUGAAAGAAAAUAAAAGAUUUAAAAUUUUUACCAAGUGCAUUUUUAAUACAUAACCAAGAAGAAAAAAAUCUAUAGAAAUUAAUAUUAAUUGUGUUUGUCUGCGUAUUUACCUAAAUUAUAUUUUGUAAAAGAAAAGUUAAAAAAUGUUUCGUAAUAUAUUUUUUGUUUUGAAGUGAAUGAAAUUUAAGGAAACAUGAAAUACGACUAAGAAUUCAUAUUAUUUUUAUGUUUGUAAAAAAUAUUUUCCAGUUCAUUGAAUUAUUUCAAAGAGCUUAGCCCGUAUUGAACAUUUAUUCGAAAUGUCGUUUGAUGAACAAAAACAAAGAGGACGCGGUUGGCAUGGUUCAUUCUAUGAUAAAGAACGCCCGGGCACUUCAUCUGGAAAGAGACUGCGUGAGGAAAGCAACGGUCGAGACUCUAAACGACAUGCACCAGAAAAUAAACGUUUUCCAAAUCGUCGAAGUGCGUUGCAAAUGAUAGUUCACACAAAACCCCAUAACGGAGCUACGAGCCAUGAUCCAAGUGCAAUUAGAGGUGAACGUGUAGUAUUAGAGGCAAAUUAUUUUGCACUUCAAUCGCGAAUGAAUAAUUUCGAAUGGAAGAUUUAUAAAUAUCACGUUUCAUUUGAACCGGAAUGCGAUUUGAAACGUUUACAAUAUUUUUUGAUGGCACAACAUAGAACUGAAAUUGGUGGAUAUCUUUUUGAUGGUAGUCAACUAUUUUCAAUACGGAAAUUACACGGAGAAAACAACAUGGUCGUGUUUACGUCAACAACACGUGAUGAUAAAGUUUAUUCCAUUAAAUUUGUAUUUACUCGGAUCGUAUCAAUGACCGAUCAAGAGUCUCUCCAAGUCUUGAAUUUGAUUCAACGCCGUAAUAUGAGUGGAUUAAGACUGCAAGUGGUCGGGCGAAAUUAUUAUGAUCCACAAAACAUGAUUGAUUUAAACCGUUUUAAUAUACAAUUAUGGCCUGGAUACGAAACAUCGAUUCGUUAUCACGACACGGGCAUUUUACUUAAUUGUGACAUUGCACAUAAAGUAAUGAGAACAGAUACUGUAUAUGAUUUAAUGAGAGACAUACAGAAAAAUAAUCCGCAAAACUUUGAAAAUGCAUUCAAAAGUAAAGUACUUGGAAUGACGGUUCUCACUGGCUAUAAUGAUAAAACAUAUCAAAUCCAUGAUAUUGAUUUUAGCAAGACUCCUUCAACUACGUUUUCAAGAAAGAACAAGGAUAUAUCAAUCAAAGAAUAUUAUGCUGAGAGGUAUCAAAUUGGAAUAAGAGAUGCUUCACAACCGCUAUUGAUAUCUCAACCGAGAGCAAAAGAUUUACGUGGCGGUGAAAAGAAACCAGCAUGGCUUGUACCAGAGCUCUGUAGAAUUACCGGUUUGGACGAGAGACAACGGAAUGAUAUGAAUUUAAAGAUGGCACUUAAACCGUAUUCACAAAUGCAACCCCAUGUUAGACGUCAACGUCUUUUAGAUUUUAAUCAUCGCAUUCAAAGCAGCGAUGAAAAUGUUCGAAUCAAAGAAGAAUGGGGUCUUGAGGUACAGCGUGAGCUCGUAAAAAUCAAUGCUUACUGCAUUGGUCGUGAAACAAUAGAAUUUGCAGGGGGGCAAAAACUACCUGUUGAACGAGCGAGUUGGGAAAGAGAUUGUGGCAGAGAGCGCUAUAAAAUUUACAAAUCAAAAGAACUAAGAAGAUGGUUGGUAGUUUGCCCAAUGUCUAUGGAGCGCGAAAUGAGGCAAUUUGUACAAAAGUUACAACAAUUUGCUGAUAAAAUGGACUUCCAUGUCACUGAACCACGGUGGAAAUUGUUUGACUCAGAUAUACAAAUGAUUCACGAAAUCGACGGAUUGGCAAGCUUAAAUCCAAACAUGAUAUUAUUCGGCACUACUACAAAUAGUCGAAAAAAUUCUGAUUUAUACUCAUCAAUAAAGAAGAAAUGCUAUGCUGAUUACGCUAUUCCAUCUCAGGUUAUAACAAGACAUAUUCUGAAUAGUCAAAAAAAUAAAUAUGAUUCGGUUGUCACUAAAGUUGCUGUUCAAAUUUGCACAAAAUUGGGCGGGGCGCCAUGGUUCGCUCGCUGCCCGUUAAAAAAUACUAUGACAAUUGGCUUUGAUAUAGCUAAAGACUCAAGUAACCGAAAUGUUACUUAUGGUUGUUUGGUGGCCACAAUGGAUCUCAGAGAAGAUGUGAAUUUCUUCAGUGUGGUCAGUAAAAUCGAGGGAAUGGACUGCAGUCGAGACUUGGUGAUAAAUGUCAUCAAAGCAUUAAAUGCUUAUGAAGAAAAACAUAAUAGAUUACCUACUACUAUAUUUUUCUAUCGUGGUGGUGUCAGUGACGGAGAAUUGCAGUAUGUUCGUGAUGUUGAAUUAGAUCACCUAACAACCACUCUUAAAGAAAGAUAUAAAAGGCAUGAGAUGGAAUUUAAAAUGGCAUACAUCAUUGUAACCAAGAAAAUGAAUACACGAUUUUUCCAAAGAUUUGGUAAUGAUGUUAGAAACCCAGAUCCGGGAACGGUUAUCGACAAUACCGUUACUCUCAAGGAAAGAUAUGAAUUUUUCCUGGUUUCGCAAGUAUGUAAUCAAGGAACUGUAUCACCAACUAAUUAUAAUAUUAUUUAUGACUCGACAAACCAACCGCCAGAAAGGGUUCAAGCAUGGACUUACAUUCAAGCACAUUUGUAUUAUAAUUGGUACGGUACUACUCGAAUUCCAGCUGUUCUUCAAUAUGCAAAUAAACUGGGCUUUCUGGUAUCCAACUAUAUACAUCGAGUACCUAAUUACUUACUUUGUGACAAACUAUUCUUUUUAUAAAUGGAAUUUUAUGUUGAUUUAAUUCAUUUAUGUUAGAGGAAAGAAACAGCAACUGUCUCGCUGUUUACAAUUUUUAUUUUCAUUAUGUUUACAUUAGGUACAUGUUUUUAAUGUCAAAACAUAUUGUAAAAUAUGUGUUUGAUGUAGCAUGCUCGAUUGAUAUUUGCAAAUAUUUUUCAACCCGUUUAUGUUCAUUAAACUGACUGGUGAGUUUUUUCUAUUACAUGUUCACUAAACGUAGAAGUAUAUCAUUGUUCAAAUGAAUUUAAAAAUACUUCCACUAGUGCCGACAUUAUCUCCCAGGAAGCACAGCUGUUCUUAUCAUGUUCUUAUAGAAUAACGUAUUCUUAUCCAGUUCUUAUAUAUAUUAAUAUAUUCUUGCUAUUCUUACAAUGUUAAAAUGCAAAUAUUAUUUAAGAACUAAGACGCUAUUCUUUGCAAGUUCUUAACAUAUUCUUGUUCUAGUUUAGCGCGCACUAAGAAAUAAGAAAAAAUAGAUUUUGAAAUUUUAAUAUUUUUCAACGAAAUUAAAAUCAAUCUAUACUAAAAUCAAUUGAACUAACCUUAAAAUAUUAUAAUUUGCAAAUUUAAGCAGCAAUGUAUCGAUAUUUACAAACAUGAUAAUUUUCUAAUUUUCUAAUUUUUCUGAUAUUUUCCAAUUUUCCGAAGGCAUGAUUUUUUAAGAGCUAUCACAUCUACAUUUGACGGUAAAAUGGUUUUCGUUUCAAAAUUUGGCCUGGAAAUAUGUUCGAAUUCAUGAUUUUAAUCUCAUAUUUAUUCCUUGCCAUGUUUCUUGAUUGUAUUGUAACUUAUCACACGUCAAAUUUGCAAAAAAAAAUAUUACUUUUCCGCACACACCUAGUAUUGGAAUCGGUCGAAAAAUUAACACCCUCAAAAAACAUGUUUUCUGGGUGUUUUAGGAG